UUUGAAGACAGGCACUGAGUUCACAUGGUGGGUUUCUCUGUUAAUUGUUUUCAUUUCCCACCACAGACUCUGACAUAGAGAAGGUAAAUGAUGGGCAUGGAAAUGGUCGACUGAGCUCACCACAUGCCCGUGAGCAUCUGGCAUGGACUCCCCACCGUCAUAAGGCCUCACAGAGGGGGAUGUGGCCUCCCAUUGCAGGUGAACCAGUGGGUGCCGAAGACGAGCAUCACCAUUUGGCAAACUCCUCACCAAGCCCAGAAGCUGAUGGUGCCCAGCUCCACAAGCUGGCAGCUCCGUGGAACCAGCUUCCUCUUGGAAUCUACCCUGUGGAGUCGGACCAGAGGUUCAUCUUUACCCGAGAGAAGUGAGUGGCUGGAUCUCUUACUGUUAGCACGAUGGCCUGGAGGACCUAGAAUUUCUUGAGAGUGACAGCUAGAUGGCGUACCUUUAUGGGAGAUUAAUCUGUGUUUUCCUGUCGGUCCUGGGAGCCCUGUGCUUGUACUUUAGCAUGGACUAUGAGACUCCUUUUAAAGUCACUCCAGUGUUUUCCAAGAGAGCGAACGGGGCCUUCCUGCAGCUCCCCGACACGGCCUGCGAGCGGAACGCCCCCUUCCUGGUCCUGCUGGUGACGUCGGCCCCCCAGCAGGCGGCUGCUCGCAGCGCCAUCCGGAGCACCUGGGGGAGGGAGCGCACCGUCCGGGGAAAGCGGGUCCGGGCGCUCUUCCUCCUGGGCGCCACCCCCAGCCGGGACCUGGCCCGGGCGGUGGCCCGGGAAGGCCAGCAGCAUCGCGACACCGUGCAGAAGGACUUCCUGGACACUUAUGACAACUUGACCCUGAAGACCAUGAUGGGCAUGGAGUGGGUCCACCGCUACUGUCCCCAGGCCGCUUUCGCCAUGAAGACAGACUCUGACAUGUUCAUCAACGUCGACUACCUGGUGGAGCUGCUCCUGAAGAGGAACCAGACCUCGCGCUUCUUCACUGGCUUCUUAAAAAUGAAUGAAUUUCCUAUCCGGAAAAAGUACAAUAAAUGGUUUGUCAGCAAAUACGAAUACCCGUGGGACAAGUACCCGCCCUUCUGCUCCGGCACCGGCUACGUGUUCUCCGGCGACGUGGCCAGCCUGGUGUGCGGUGUUGCUGCCAGCGUCCCGUUCAUUAGGCUGGAAGAUGUCUUUGUGGGGCUCUGCCUGGCCGAACUGCACAUCCGCCCUGUGCCUCUCCACUCGGAACAGACCUUCUUCCCAGAGGGCUUGGCCUUUUCCACGUGUCGCUUCAGGAAGGUGGUGGCCUGCCAUUUUGUGAAGCCCCAGGAGAUGCAGAUGUAUUGGCGUGCUCUGGAGACUUCCCUGGGAGAGGAGUGUCCAGGUGACUGAGGGGGCCCGGCAGCACAGUGGACAUCGCCAGGCACCCAUGGUGGUGGCUGUUGAAGGAUCGUCCUCCGCACCCCUGAUGAUGGUG
Messenger RNA from Condylura cristata (star-nosed mole), 1457 nucleotides. Its product is annotated as beta-1,3-galactosyltransferase 5-like. Gene Ontology annotation, molecular function: N-acetyl-beta-D-glucosaminide beta-(1,3)-galactosyltransferase activity. NCBI's taxonomy places the organism in Eukaryota, Metazoa, Chordata, Mammalia, Eulipotyphla, Talpidae. The coding region runs from base 437 to 1372 and encodes 311 amino acids. The record is from RefSeq and is a predicted model, not a curated record. Gene Ontology annotation, cellular component: membrane. The transcript has 3 exons.